Molecule: messenger RNA, 5327 nt
Organism: Acanthopagrus latus (yellowfin seabream)
Lineage: Eukaryota; Metazoa; Chordata; Actinopteri; Spariformes; Sparidae
Gene: hoxc12a
Product: homeobox C12a
Exons: 2
Coding region: 2395-3222 (275 amino acids)
Biological process (GO): regulation of DNA-templated transcription
Molecular function (GO): DNA-binding transcription factor activity, RNA polymerase II-specific; sequence-specific double-stranded DNA binding
Source: RefSeq, a predicted model, not a curated record
GCGACUCGAGCCUUACACGUUUAACUCUCUCACUGGACAGAGCAUCCGGGCCAUUUUGUUGUAAACAUCACACUGCGUUGUUUUUGUUUUUUUUGUUUUGUUUUGUUUUUUUGUUGUGCUUUUGCUGUAGCUGUUGCAUUAACAAGGAGGAGGCCGUGGAGUGAUAGCAGCACAGCUCCCCCAACACUGCUGCGCAUAAGACCGAGGCACAGGAUAUUAUAUUAUUGGGAUUGGUGGUGUGCUGCAUUGCGAGACUCACUAACUAGAUGCAAGAAUGUGCAGUGAUAGGAGAGGCAGUGAGUGCAGGGGACAGAGAGAAACCGUAACGGAUCCCUCAGAGCUUCUCCAGUUCAAGCAUUUGAUAUUUUUUUCUUUCUAUUUAAGGCGAGAGCAGGGCCCGCUGCCUCUGGGUUAGGUGGGACACACGGUCACAAGUGACGAGCCCGGCUAUCAAAUAUCGGCUGACUUGCAUAUCCUUCCCAAACCAAUGUUUAAAUGAACGCUGAUGUGCUCACAUAACACAUCAUUGGCAAAUUUGGAGCACGCGACUCGCACCGUUCAGCACGCAUGUGCAAGCUGCUGUAACCCUGCACCUUUUUUUUUUUUUUUUUUUUUUUUGGGUUAAUCCUUAACCUCACCUCAUGAAUUAUUAAUCAGUGAAGCCCGUGUAUUCUGUGUUAUUUGGACUCUUAUGAAUUAUUUUAUUGUCUGUGCGUCGUUUGACAGAAGGACGUAUGCCAAGUCAGCGACAAAGCAAAGAGGCGCAUGUUGGAAUAUUCACAUUAUUUAAUGACUUUAAACCACCACAGCCUCAUAUUUUGCGUAAUAUUUUGCCGUACGUUCAUUUAUUGUAUGUCUAUUUUUUCCAAUCGAGACUUAUUCGUUUAAGUGAAGUAUGUGAGUUCAAUAUCAAGUUCAAACCCACCGUAACUCUGCGUCUGAACUUGAGUGCAUUGACGGCGGCGUACGUGUGUGCUCGGUUAUAGUUAAGAUUUCUAUUUACUAAUUCCGGCUCAGUGAUUCGUCAAACUAUUUGUUCUUGACGUCGUGUGAGUUUUUUUUUUUUUUUAAACUCUAAUAAUUGAGACAUGAACAGCUCUCAAGCUGAGUAACGACAACUUGAGAUUCAUUAAUUGAUUUUGUCUUCCUUUUUAUACAGUCGAGUGUGGGCUGCUGCUGGAUUAUGAAUUUAUAAAGAGGACAGUGGGAUUGCUAAAAUUCUUGCAGGACUUGUAUAACAUAAUAUAGAAAGCUAUAAACGAAUUGGAAAGUCUUCCUAGAUUUAUUUUCCUAUUAAUGAGGAGUCUGUGGAGCCGGGAGUGGAAUGCGAAAGGCGUAGUCAUAUGACUAUGGUUGGGGAUGGUGGUGAAACAAAUUGACAACCAAAUAAAGACCAAAUUAGAAUUAAUUCCUGAAUCAUGUGAGUAUCAUGAAAGAGUUUUUUGGAGAAAAAGUACACUGUGGAUUCUCUGAACGGUAUUUUUGUUGAUUAGAUUAAAAAAAAAGAAAAAGAGGCCUUUUUGUCACAACAGGAGCAUGACUUCCGUGUCAAUUAUUAGUUCAGUGUCUUUGGAGAUGCAUGCACAAAUCAACUAAUUAGCGGGAUAUAAAGCGGGGAGACUCUCUGCUGGUUGAAUCAGUUAAGUGCCCUCUGAUAUCCUGUAAAAUUCAUAUAAAAGAAUUGUGAGAGGUAUAACAAUCCCACCAGAGUUUGGCUGCGAACGUUUAUUGGCGGUAUCUGUUAAAGUUGUUCAUGUGAGGUGUACUAGAGAAUAUUAUGUGAAAUAUACCCUCUUAAAGUAACCUUGUAGAAUAUCGUCCUCUUUUUUACAGAGCCAGUGGCUUCAACCUGCUGACCCCGUUACUGUAAAUACGAGUAGAGUGCGGCAAUGAGCAUCAGUCUUUUCUUAAAACAAGCUUGUAAAAUUGGGACAUCACAGCUUUAUGUGACAUGGAAUUCAACCAUAAUUUGCUAGAAAACAAGAUGUCAUAUGCACCCUCUCCUGCAAGAAAAAUAGUUUUCAUAAGAAAUAGCAUUUAAAAAAACUUUUGCCAGCUUAUAAAGAUAUUAAACGAGGCCAUGGACAGUUCCACGAGUGUAAAAGGAGAAGCAGCCGGGGCUCCUUUUGGACUCCGCAGGACUCGAGUGAAGAAAAACAAGAUUCUACAUUUUUAAUAAAAGGUUUAUAGUAUUUUUAAAAAGCAUAUAAACCUCUGUAAUACAGAAGUUAAUGUUUUGUUUUGUCUGAGAUGGACCGAGUGGGUGGUACCAUGUGUAGCAGAAGUUAGCCUGGACACGUGGUUUGAGGAUGACCAAUCAGGCGCCCCUCCAGGUUUAACUAUGUUAAAUGUCAGAUUGCAAUAAACUAGAAGCUGUUGGUCGGGCCCGCGGAAAUGGGCGAGCAUAAUCUCCUUAAUCCAGGGUUUGUGGGACCUUUGGUAAACAUCCACACUGGAGACACGUUUUACUUUCCGAAUUUUAGAGCCUCAGGGGGACAACUGGCGGGGCUACCGUCGCUCUCCUACCCGAGAAGGGACAAUGUUUGCUCCCUCCCGUGGAAUCCUUCGGAGCCGUGCAAUGGAUACUCUCAAUCCUACUUUAGCAGCCCCGUGUCUAUUAACCCCUCUUUCAGUCGGUCGUGUGAAAUUACCAGACCAGACGAGGGUAAAUGUUACUAUAACAACGGCAACGGGAACAGGGAGACCUGCUCAGGUGGCAGCAGCCUCAAACGAGAGGACAGGGCGAGAGACACACCAUCAUUAACAUCUGACCACGGGAUGCACGGUGGAAUUGGCAGCACUGUCGCCUUUUCCAAAUAUGAUUAUGGGACCGAGCAGCUAACACAAGACCCGCCGUCCUGUCAGUCAAUGGAGUCCGACUCCAGCUCCUCUCUGCUCAACGAGGGCAGCAAGCCUUCAUCCAGCGACACACAGACCCUGGUGUCACCGGGAAGCCAUACGGGCAACAUAGCAGCAGGCGGAGCUGCCCCGUGGUACCCGAUGCACACUCGGACCAGAAAGAAGCGUAAACCCUAUUCCAAACUUCAGCUGGCAGAGCUAGAGGGUGAAUUCAUGAUGAACGAGUUCAUCACCAGGCAGCGGCGGAGGGAGCUCUCCGACCGGCUGAACCUCAGCGACCAACAAGUCAAGAUCUGGUUCCAGAACCGCAGGAUGAAGAAGAAGAGACUCAUGCUGAGGGAGCAAGCUUUGGCCUACUUUUAGAGAUGCGGCAGAAGGUGAAUCGAUAGGCAGUUAAAAGCCCAGCCUUCUGCGCUCCCUUAGGUCUUCUUUCAAUGCAUGCACUCAUCUAUCCAUCUUUUACAUUGCAGCAAUUAUGACAAUAUUUUUCUGAUAUAUAUUUUUUUUGUUCUCUCAAAGGUGCGGGCCACACAAGCCCAUAAACAAGCCACUAACUGGCACACAAAGCUGUAUUCUCCAUGUCAAAUAAGACUGCCUUCAUGUUUGGUAUUAUCGCACAAAAGCUGUGAGAAUGUGUUUUCUGUGUGGGUUUGCAUCUCUUGUUUUUAUUUUUUUUAUUCCCUGAUUUCGUCAAGAGAUCCGCCUACGCCCUAACUGUAAACCACGCGAAAUAUGUCAUCCAGGCAAUAGCUCUAUUUUUGGGGAUGACACACAUUUACAGCAUUAUUUUUCUUUUUUUGUUUGUUUGGUUCCAUUUUUAGUCAGAGAAAAAAAUGAGGAGGGAGCGAGGUCACUUGGGGAAAAUUUCCCCCCCAAAAAAUAAGGCCUUAAAAUAUCAGUGAAGUCAGACAAACACAGAGAAAUGCAGACUGACAGGCUGGAACCGCAUCCGCGCAAUAACAUCUGAGGUUAUGAGCUGAUAGAGAAGAAUCUCCCUCCCGGUUGCUCAAUACUUCUUUUGUUUGGUUAGAGGAAACGUCGCCUUAUCGCCUUUUCUUUUAGUUUUCAAACACGCGUUGUGGGCACGUUCACGGUCACGGGCAGGAAGUCUGGAGGUCUGGGGAGUCUGCAGGAGGAGAAGGGAGGACUGGAGCCGCAAUGUGAUCCAUAUCGAUAACUUUAUGAAUGCGCGUCGACUGAAAAUGAUCGGCCAUGACUUCGUUCACGUGCUAACGAGUUUAUAAAGGUUUUUUUUUUUUUUUUUUUUUUUUGUCACGUUAAUUACCUUUUCAACUUGUCUUAACAACAACCACAGAGGUCCUGCAUGGGGUGGCGUUCCUCCAGUUGAAUGAGAUCACCGUCUGUAGACGGUUCUGAGCUGCUAAUACAAAGUUGUGCCAGUUAUUAAGUAAAACAAAGAUUUAAAAAAAAUGAAUAAAUAAAAAAAAAAAGGAAAAAGAACAUUAUUCCACACAAUCAACUCUCGAAUCUGUAAAGGAAAUAUUCACCCCGUACAUUUGUACAUUUUUCGGCCCACUUGGUUAAACAAGGGGAGCCGCCUGAAGUUGCAACUGGGAGGAGGAGGAGAAUUAGGUGGAGGACAAGUUUUUAGGCCUGGAGGAGCAUUUCUGAAACUUGGUGCUCAAAAAUAAAUAUGUAGAAAUUUAGAAGAAAAAAAAAAGUUGAUCACAGGCCCACGUGCGUGCUCCCUUAAUUUCGUGGUGGGGGGGAAUGCGGUGCAUCAUCUUGUCAUGUAUAACGAGUAAGCUAUAGCAGUGAAAUGUAUUUGCAAGCAUGUUAUUGAUGUGAAAUAGCUAUAAGUCAUGUUCUGCGGGCCACUUUUUUCUGUAGGUGACUUUUUUAUACAAUUUUUGUUUCCGAGGAAAAUCAAAAGCGAACGCCAUCUAAAGCAUUUUUGACACAAACGUCUACAAAGAAUGUAUUAUUAUUAUUAUUAUUAUUAUUAUUAUUAUUAGGGUGGAAGGACGGAGGGCCAUUCAGGCCUAUAAUGUACUUGCUCCUUGCAACGUGCUCAGUGUUGUCCCUUUCCUUACCUUGUACUCGUGUAUAACUUUGUAAAAUGAACCCACAUAUAUGUUACUGUUUGCGUCCUAUUUCAGGAUGUCCUUAUCGCUAUGUAAUAGUGCUUUAUGUUAUUGAUCGUCUUGUACAAUAUCGCAUUCCACAUAGCCUAUUUGUGGUUCUAAGAAGUUGGAAAAAUGUAUAGGCCUAUUAUGUUAUACUGCCAAGAAUGGAUAUAAGAAAUGAUAUACAAGAAAUUUUACAAUACAUGACAUUUAAAAGAAACCCUGUUUCUGUGUAAUAGUUGUUUGUUCACGUUCUUUUACUUCGUCCCUCAUUGCAUUCCCUUCUUUGCGCUUGUAAGGAUUGCUACGUUGUCUUGUAAAAGUAAUAAUGAUAUGAAUGUAUAUGCGUAAGGUCUUCAAUAAACAGAAUAUUGAAACGUU